UAAAGUAUCUCUUCUAGCGAAUUCCUUGAGACUUGAACAUGACUUAUUGUAUGGGCCCAUUCUAGGUAACGAAGAUCUGAUCUUGUUACAGUCACAAUCGAACAUUUCAUUUCUCAUAACCCUGGCCUUGAAAAAGAAUUUCAGUUUAGCCCUGGAUCUGAUGAGGAUGAGCUGCAAUGGCUGCCGAGUCCUGCGAAAAGGCUGCAGUGAGUCGUGCGUUCUGAGGCCAUGCCUUGAAUGGAUAAAGACUGAAGAAUCUCAGGGAAAUGCAGUUGUUUUCCUGGCCAAAUUCUAUGGCCGCACAGGCCUCAUCACUCUCAUUGCCAACGCCCCUCCACACUCCAGGCCCGCUUUAUUCAGGUCUCUACUGUACGAAGCCUGUGGGAGGCAGCUGAAUCCGGUCUACGGAUCAGUUGGUCUGCUGAGCUCUGGCAAUUGGGCGCUAUGUGAGGCGGGAGUGGAGUGUAUUCUUGAGGGAUCGGACCUCAUUCAUAACUCAAAUCUAUGCGACCAUCCAAAUGGUGCCCUCAUGCAAAGCAUAUCAGGGGAGUUGCAGAGAGUGAAGGACAGAGGCAAAUUCAAGUGGGUUCAUCCUCACACUAACCUCAAAUUCAGAGAACGUCGUGAAUUCAUUAACGAUAUUAUUGAGAUUUCAAGUGGUGAAACCCAAGGCAGGGGUUUUGAUAUAAGAAAAACCAGCCAGGAUAAUUCUAUGAUCUGGAGAACAGAUGUGUAUAGCAGUGCCAAAGAGAAAUGCGCAUCCUCAUGUGUUGAUUCACAACACCCAGAUGAUUUGGAGGAGUAUAAUUUUUUUCACACCCCUAACGCUCAAGUUGAAGCUACAAAAAGUAGUGAGGUGGAGGUGGAACUGGAACUCACACUGGGUGCUCUAAAAAGCUCUUCCCCUCCCAACACCAAUAUUGCCUCUUGUACUGUAAGACUAUCCUAAAUCGGAAUACAUGAGUACUGUGGGAAAGUACCGUAUGAGUUAAGAAAUAGUACUUAAAAAUAUUUAUGGUUUUUGAAUGCAGAUUAUAAAAGAAAAGUGUUUUUGUUA
This is a messenger RNA of Cryptomeria japonica (Japanese cedar), 1057 nucleotides long. Its product is annotated as LOB domain-containing protein 40. The record is from RefSeq and is a predicted model, not a curated record. The transcript has 3 exons. The coding region runs from base 161 to 949 and encodes 262 amino acids. Lineage: Eukaryota; Viridiplantae; Streptophyta; Pinopsida; Cupressales; Cupressaceae. Gene Ontology annotation, biological process: regulation of gene expression.